GCGGAGCGAGGCGGGGAGGGGCAGUGCUGGUGCCGUCAGCGCACGGCGGUUGGCGCGGAGGCGGAAGUGGGCGGGUCGCGCCCGGGUAACAACACUGGGGAGCUGCUGGCGGCUCUCCUCACUCCCCCGCCAUGUUCUCCUAGCGGCGGCUCUGAUUGCAGCAGCACUUCCUCAGCCCGUCACAAAGCCCGGGCAGACACUCCCAGCAACCCGACCCGCUCAUCCCCGCCUGGGCUCGACCCCGCUCCCCGGCACAACUCUGGGUACCCACAUCCCACCAUGGUUACCAGCACGGCGCCGCCGCCCUUCCUGGCUCGGAUCUCGGCGGGCACCGAAGACCCGCGGCGGAUGCCGCCCUCCGCCCUGCUCCAGCGCCUCCGGCGCGGGGACAGCAACUGCGAGAACCAGCCCAGCUGCUGCCUGGCGGGCCCGGGGGGCAGCGCCCGCCCCGCGCUGAAGAGGGUGCGGCGGAGGAAGGGAAAGAUCCGGCCCGGCCCCGCGGGGCUCCUACCCAGCCGCUAUCAGCAGUACCAGCAGCAUCGCGCCGGGCUGGGGAGAAGGACAUCGCUGGGAGCAGACCUGGUGACGGACGCCCCCCCAGAGGAGCCCCCUGCGCCUGCCCCCUCAAGACCCGCGCCCGGCAAACCCCUCAGGAAGGAGUUCUUAAAAAACAAGAUGGGAAAGACAGAGAAGGCGGCCGUCCCCUACGGCCAGCCCGUUCACAGCUUACACCUGUGUGAACAGCCAAAGAUAAACAGACAGAAGAGUAAGUGUAACACGCCAGUGACGAAGAUCGCCUCGGCGAAAAAGAUAGAGAACUUUUGGCAGGAUUCUGUGUCGCCGGAAAUAGUUCAGAAGCAGGAGAAAAAGCCACUUAAAAAUACAGAGAACUUCAGAAAUGCCAAGUCCAAGAAACCUAUUGCCCUAAAUGAAGUGAGCCAAAAAGAAAAUUACGCUGGGGCAAAGUUUAGUGACCCACCAUCUCCCAGUGUCCUUCCAAAGCCUCCCAGCCACUGGGUGGGUGGCACAGCUGAACUGUCUGACCAAAACAGGGAGCUGAUGGCAGUCCACUUGAAAACUCUCCUAAAAGUUCAAGCAUAGUUUCCAAGAUCUCUAAAGUAAUUGGCAAAGAAAACUCCAUCCAGGAAACUUAAACAUGCCUUGUUGCAACAAAAAUUGCAAAAGACUGUCAAGUCUUACAAUCACAUAAAAAAAAAAAAAAUCCUUGUAUUAUAUUUUUUAUGGUUGUGUAAAUAAUGUACAUCUUGUAUUAUGUGUAUAUUCUUGUUCAUACUUUGAGAGGUACAUUUUAGUUUUGUUAUGAAAGGAUGUAUUUUGCACUGCCUGAUUGGUAGAUGUCUUGUAUAUAAAAUAUGGACAAUUUUACGUGUGUGCUUGACACAUGAAGACUUGACUUGCUUUGCACAAGGCAAUGAAAAUUUUGGAAGGAGAGUACAGCUUUCUAAUUAAGUUUCCAGAUCAAAUGUGAAUGUUUUAUUCGUGCACUACUGACAAUAGUUUCACAUUCUUUCUCCCAAUCAAGUACAAACAUGGAAUUUUCAUACAAAUGUGAAGUUUUGCCCUCUACUCUGGAAACUAUCUGGAAUUUCUGUUCAUCUGUUCAUUUUUAAAAUUAACUGGAAUUUGACUAAAAUUCCCACCCAACAAUUUGAGCGCUGCUGAUUUCUUUAAAGAAGUUUAAAAAAAACCCAACCAGAAAAAAAAACCAAAAAAAACCGAAAAAACCCGAAAGAGCAGAGCUUUCUGCCAAAAUUCAAUUGGUCACUAAAAAAUUAAAUAAAACAAUUUGGCCUCCCCUUA
Oenanthe melanoleuca is the source of this 1821-nucleotide messenger RNA. It is a transcript of the gene PNRC1, whose product is annotated as proline rich nuclear receptor coactivator 1. Bases 280 to 1101 code for a protein of 273 amino acids. The record is from RefSeq and is a predicted model, not a curated record. Gene Ontology annotation, biological process: nuclear-transcribed mRNA catabolic process, nonsense-mediated decay. Gene Ontology annotation, cellular component: P-body; nucleus. The transcript is spliced from 2 exons. Lineage: Eukaryota; Metazoa; Chordata; Aves; Passeriformes; Muscicapidae.